CCGUAAGACUCUUCCUUUUAAUAUGGCUUUAGAAGCUCUUAGCUCUCCCACCGCUGCCCCGCCUCCUUUUCCCUUUGAAGAUAGUAACUUGCACUGCUUGGAAUCCCUUACCAAGCGUAAGCGCUCUAAGAGACCGCGUUUCGAUCAAGUUACCACCGAGGAAGAAUACUUAGCGCUCUGUCUUAUCAUGCUAGCACGCGGCGGAUCUUCCACCAACCCAAGUCGACACCGCUCUCCUAGUCCAGCACCGGAACCCACGAAGAAACUGAGCUACAAGUGCAGCGUUUGCAACAAAUCGUUUAACUCUUACCAGGCUUUGGGUGGACAUAAAGCCAGCCACCGUAAGCAUUCGGGAAGCAACGACGACCAGUCAACGUCGACAACCGGUAAAUCCGGUGGAGUCAUCAAUUCAGCCGCGGCGAGCAACCCAAGCGGGAGGUCCCACGAGUGUUCCGUCUGCCACAAAGCCUUCCCUACAGGCCAGGCCUUGGGAGGCCAUAAGCGAUGCCACUACGAAGGUGGGGCGGGGAAUAGCGCCAGCGCCGUUACUACAUCUGAAGGAGUUGGCUCAACCAAUACCACGACCCACAUCAGCAAACGAGGCUUUGACCUCAACAUGCCCGCGUUUCCGGAAUUCUCAAUGGCUAAUUUCAUUGUCUCUGCUGCCGGCGAUGAUGAAGUCGAAAGCCCACACCCUGCUAAGAAGCCAUGUUUCUUUAUGCGACCCAAAAUUGAAGUCAACUAAACAACUAAAACCCUUCAUUUAGUUCUUUGUAGGAACCAAGUUCCAUGUAUUCCUUUAUUUAAUUUCUUUGUUUUUUUGGGACAAUUUUUUUUCUGUACGUAAGCACUAGAACAAUUCUUCAGUUCGCUGUUUCGAUUAAUUAAUUAGUCAACUCAAUUCAAUUAAAACAAAUUAGUUCAA
Molecule: messenger RNA, 925 nt
Organism: Hibiscus syriacus
Lineage: Eukaryota; Viridiplantae; Streptophyta; Magnoliopsida; Malvales; Malvaceae
Product: zinc finger protein ZAT10-like
Exons: 1
Coding region: 23-745 (240 amino acids)
Biological process (GO): response to stress
Molecular function (GO): DNA-binding transcription factor activity
Source: RefSeq, a predicted model, not a curated record